AGUCUCGAUUUGUCCGUCAAUAUAAGCACACAUCAGCAUGAAACACUUGCGCGUUCUAUUGUUAGUCUGGUUAGCCAGUGCCCAAAACUUUUUAGGCGAUUUGCCUACGAUCCCGAACGUGUGCCACCUGCAGGGAGACUGGUGCUCCACCAGGUGCCAGAUAGCAGGCGGACGGGAUGGCAUUUGUAACCCGGCUGGACUCUGCACUUGCCAUCCCUUGUGAUUGUGUGAUUCUAGUGACACAUCGAAAUAAAAGAGGCCAGGAUCUUGAAAAUA
Molecule: messenger RNA, 276 nt
Organism: Drosophila miranda
Lineage: Eukaryota; Metazoa; Arthropoda; Insecta; Diptera; Drosophilidae
Exons: 2
Coding region: 38-223 (61 amino acids)
Source: RefSeq, a predicted model, not a curated record